CGUUCCCAGCAGCGACAGAGGCUCCCCGUCGACCCGCGCCGUCCGAAAGUUUUGCAGAAGCCGACCCAAGGACCAGAAGCUUUUCUACUCCGCUGCAGCCCCGCCGGCUUCCUUGGGAAGACGGAUCCGUUGUUCCGUUUCACCAUGAUCAACAACAGCGUGAUGAAUUUCAUAAAGGCGGCCAGCAAGUGGAGAUGA
This is a messenger RNA of Amoebophrya sp. A120, 198 nucleotides long. Lineage: Eukaryota; Dinophyceae; Syndiniales; Amoebophryaceae. The record is from the annotation of a GenBank genome assembly.